GCUCUUUACUAUAGCCGUAGUAAAACUCCUCCUCCAGACAUACCUAGUCAGGAUUAUCCUCAAGUAUACGAGCCACGAAUUAAGAAGAAGCGGAGGUCAGCCUCUUACUCCGAUAUCGACAACUCUAGCUCCAACUCUGAUUCCAACUCCGAAUAUAAUUGCGAUUCUGGCUACAAUUCUGACUCUAGUUCCGAUACUAAGGCCGAGUAUUAUCACCAGAAAAUGGCCGAGUUCAAGGAGGCCGGGCCAACUAUAUUAAACCCUAGUAAGAGUAUACUGGCCGCAAUAGAAAUAGAAGAGCAGAACUGGGAAUUAUAA
Messenger RNA from Hyaloscypha bicolor E, 318 nucleotides. RefSeq lists its product as uncharacterized. Lineage: Eukaryota; Fungi; Ascomycota; Leotiomycetes; Helotiales; Hyaloscyphaceae. The record is from RefSeq and is a predicted model, not a curated record. The transcript has a single exon. The annotation marks the transcript as partial.